GGAGGGGUGAGACACUUCUCCUCUCUAAGAGCAUUAACUGUUGAGUGUUCUGCUGGUGACAGGGCUGUCAGGGUCAGAUGGCUGCUCAGCCAGAUUAGGCCAGCUCACAGCAGAUCUCUUGCACAGUGCACUGCUGCACUGCCACAGCAAACCAGCGCUCCAGAGCUACAAGUAGACCAUACUGAGCAGACAGGCUCAGGACCACAACACUUCAGACUGGUUACUGCACGUAUACAGCUGUUACUCAAAAGGAUUUUCUCUCUGAGCUGCAGAUAUUCAAGCUUCGAGUUGCAGAGAGCAACUAAAAACACUCGGGCUUUACUGCUGCAACAAGACGAACUGAUAUUUUCUAUGUUUUUGGACAUGAUGCGGCAGAGCUAAGUGAUUUUAAAAGGGAAACAGACGGUCCAUCACCUGCGGUGGCACCUGUUUCUCCAACUCAAACUGCCCUGAGGUAAAAGAAAAGAACUGCUGGUUGAUGGAGUUUGUGCGGCGGAGUGGUGACUAUUGCCACGCCCAACACAUUUAGACACAUGUGGCUGCACCAUGCGGUUCUGGGGCCCUGAAUCUUGAACAACCUUUGCCCUUACAUCUCUGACCCAGCCGGCUCAUGGGGUAAGACGUGGAGCCCACCUAUCUGGCACGAGAAGGAAAGAAAGACACCAACGGAGAGAGAGAAGAACUGAAGCAGUGACAAACAGAGAUAAGAACAAAAAGACACUGUUAACUGCUGGAUUAUAACAUGAUUCUGUCAACUGGUUGAAGAUAACACAGCCUCAGAAUUUGGAAAAUACCUUAAACGCCAAUAGACAAUCUUGGGACACCUGGUGAGCUGAUACGAUUGGGAGCUGGAGACGCAGAAGAAAACUGCUGAAGCUAAAGGUCGGCGGCCAUCGUGGGACAUUCAGGCCAACAUGAACCGUCCAGCUCCAGUGGAACUGUGCCACAAGAACAUGAGAUUCCUGAUCAUGCACAACCCCACCAACAGCACGCUCGGCUCCUUCAUAGAGGACCUGAAGCGUUAUGGCGCUACCACAGUGGUUCGAGUCUGUGAUGUCACCUACAACAAAACGCCACUGGAGAAAGACGGCAUCACUGUGGUGGAUUGGCCCUUUGAUGAUGGAGCCCCGCCCCCCAGCAAACUGGUUGAUGAUUGGUUGAGUCUGCUGAGGAAGAAAUUUCAGGAGGAUCCGGGAUGCUGUGUGGCUGUACACUGUGUGGCCGGACUAGGAAGGGCUCCUGUGCUGGUCGCUGUGGCUCUGAUAGAAAGUGGGAUGAAGUAUGAAGAUGCUAUUCAACUCAUCAGGCAGAAGCGUCGAGGAGCCAUCAACAGUAAACAGCUGACGUACCUGGAGAAUUAUCACUCCAAGCACAGACUCCGCAUCAAAGACUCACACGGACUCAAGAUCAAGUGCUGCACCAUGUGAACGCCACUGACACACACACACACAUACACACACUCCUGGUACCUGGUGUGGACAAACACCCUCAGGGAUGUUAUGACAUAAGCCUUGUCAUUUCUGUACACACACUUCUUUGCAUUACUGUGAGUGGCAUCAGUUUCCUGAAGAACCCUAACGAUGACUGGACCCAUGACACCCUUAAAACCUCAACUCAGGGUUAUGAAAAUCCCAUGAGCGACUUUGGCCUAGUUCAUCUUUUCUGAAAGUAUCUGUUAAACAAUCACUUGUUUCAAUCCAUUGUUUUUGGAAGGUUAUUUGAUAAAAGUACUUUUUUGUCCUUGAAGAUGAGACAGGUGUCACUUAAAUCAACUGUGGAAUGUGCACCCCCCCCCCAAAAAAAAAAAAAAUCCAUCUGUCUGUGCUGCAGGUUUUAGGUUCAUAAAGGAACACUUCAGUGGCAGACCAGAGUUCCAGCAAAAGUCUUGCUGUUAAUUAUUAAAUAAAAAGUCAAAUGUUAGAUUCUGAUUAUGUGGCCUUGCUAUAAAAAUCUAAACAAAAAACUUGCUGGGUCAAAUUUAAAAUAUGAAAU
Messenger RNA from Thalassophryne amazonica, 1992 nucleotides. RefSeq names its product protein tyrosine phosphatase type IVA 3-like. The coding region runs from base 915 to 1427 and encodes 170 amino acids. The record is from RefSeq and is a predicted model, not a curated record. Gene Ontology annotation, cellular component: nucleus. NCBI's taxonomy places the organism in Eukaryota, Metazoa, Chordata, Actinopteri, Batrachoidiformes, Batrachoididae. Gene Ontology annotation, molecular function: protein tyrosine phosphatase activity. The transcript is spliced from 8 exons. Gene Ontology annotation, biological process: protein dephosphorylation.